This is a messenger RNA of Sclerotinia sclerotiorum 1980 UF-70, 4896 nucleotides long. RefSeq lists its product as hypothetical. The transcript is spliced from 12 exons. Bases 1 to 4896 code for a protein of 1631 amino acids. Gene Ontology annotation, molecular function: transferase activity, transferring phosphorus-containing groups. Lineage: Eukaryota; Fungi; Ascomycota; Leotiomycetes; Helotiales; Sclerotiniaceae. Gene Ontology annotation, biological process: phosphorylation; phosphorelay signal transduction system. The record is from RefSeq and is a predicted model, not a curated record.
AUGCCGUCUUUCGCUGAUCAACCAGAGGAAGUCAAGACUCGAGAGAGGAAAAGAACUCGUUAUGUAAUGAAUGAUCUUGCAGCCAUCGAAAAGUACAAAACGCGCCCUUAUAUUGCCGAAUGGCCAUAUAUGAGAUAUUAUGCCGAGGUUCCUAUCUACAGCCCAGAAAACAUUGUGAUUGGAACCUAUUGCGUGGUCGACAAUAAACCACGAUACGAAGGGUUGGAUGAUGAUGGACUUGAGAUAUUAAAUGAAAUCGCAAGAGCAAUUAUGAGACAUCUUGUACUGAUCGAGAAACAAGAUCAUUUGGAACGAGGAGAGAAAAUGGUAAAAGGCUUGGGCUUUUUUGUGGCCGGCAAGUCCAACCUAGGCGAAGAAGCCCUUCGGGAUACAUCGACUGGAGAUGAGCAAGACGAUAUGAUUCGUUCUAUAACGAUAUGUGGUGAGGUUUUGCUAGAUACCAUGGAUCACAUCCUAGAUUAUGCGAAAAUUGCAAAUAAAGGGGAAACCAAGGACAUGAAAGAUCUUCCUGUGCAAUCCAACGGCCCAAAUACGAAUUUUGACCUUAGCAACCUCAUUGAGACUGUCGUUGAGGGGGUUUCCGCCGCACAAAGCUUUCGACAAUUAACCUUCGAGGGUCCACUUUCUAUUGAUACUAAUGGCCUAGAUAUGAAUUUCAAUGAGAAUGGUCUGUCAGAUAGUGUUGUGAUCAUUUUGGAAAUCGAUUGGCAAACCUCAUGGGCAUUCAAUUCUCAAAUAAGUAGCUGGAGAAGGAUUUUCAUUAACCUUUUCCAAAAUGCAUUGAAGUACACUGAGUUUGGAUACGUCCAUGUUCGCUUAACAGCGCACCAGUCUAUUGAUGGCCCAGUGGUGAAAUUAUCUAUCAUAGAUUCUGGGAAAGGAAUAUCGAAUGAUUAUUUGAAAUACGAACUAUGGACUCCUUUUGUACAAGAAGAUCCUAUGAGUAUUGGUACAGGACUAGGUCUCAGUAUUGUUGGUAAAUUAGUCCAGGAACUCGACGGGACAAUUGAUAUAUUAAGCACAGUUGGUACGGGUACAGCCGUUCAAGUGGAAAUUCCUGUUGAGCAUUCAAUACCAUCUGAUGAAGACGAAGAGACUGAAAGUAAUAAAUUGAUUCGGGAGACAAGAGAACGCUGUCGCGGCCUUUCGAUGUGUCUUCUGGGGCUUGACAACUAUCCCGACCCUUGCGAGAUUCCCACAGAUGCUCCGUCUGCAAAGGAAAGGAGGAUGACUGCGAUCAAAUCUGCAUUGAUAAACUAUGCUGGUGAUUGGUUUGGAAUGGUUAUACGGAAAGCUUGCUCUGGCUUUUGUACUGAUGGUGUUAUUUUUGUUUGUUUGAAAUCACAACUUCAAUACGCGGACCGCACCAGACACAAGCCUUUGAUUGUGUUCGAGGAUAAUAUGGGAAUAUCAAAUAAAGAAGAGGGUGUUUUCUAUUUGACACAACCUGCCGGCCCUUUCAAACUAGCAAGAAUAUUAGGGCAAUGCAUCGACUAUCUACACUCUGUAGGCUUUUUACCAAACAUCAUUGAGCGAUCCAGCAUGUCAUCCAGAGUACCAUCCAGCACAGGCUCACCUCUAUUGCUCACGCCACCUGCGAAUGGAUAUCCGGAUUCUAAGAAUAUUGAAGCAUGCCGAAAAAGUGUUAAUGAUGAGGGAAGACCAAGCUUAGAUUCACGUCAGAACUCAAGCGAAUCUACCGAGUCGGCGAGACCUAAAUUCGAUUCACGUAAACAUUCGAGUGAAUCUACAGACUCGGCGGUGGAUAUGAGAACAAGUGAAGAGUCUAUCGUGACUUAUCAUUCGUUUCCUUUUCCGGCAGCAUUGCCACCACGAUUGAGGAACGAAAGCGAGGUGCAUAGGCUGGAUAAUUUAGAGAAGUCGAAUGGAGAGCCCGUGGUACUCGACAAGACUGGUUUUUCUAAAACAACCGCAAAUUCAGAUAGGGUUACGGAUUUAGAGAAGUCAUUGUCUGUUCUUCAGAAGCCCAUAGUAUCUGACGAGAAUAUUCUACUGGAAGCCUCCCCAGCUUUGGAGAAGCUUGCCGUUGUUGAGAAGCCUAUAGCCAUUGAAAAAGCUACAAUCGUUGAGAAGGCUCCAAUCACCCAAGAUGCUACAAUUUGCGAAAAGCCUAUUGUGCCCGAGAAACCUGCAGUCCUGCAAAUCGUUGAAUCAGAACCUUCAAUCACACCCACCACGAAGAAGUCUGCGCGUACAGUGAUUCUUCUUGUCGAGGACAACGUAAUCAACUUAAAAGUGCUUGUCCAUAGCAUGAAGAAAUUAAAGGAGGAAUAUGACACCGCAUCAAAUGGUCUGCAGGCAUUUGAAAAAUAUAAAAAAGCACCGGAGAUUUUCAAAAUCAUAAUUAUGGACAUCUCUAUGCCCAUAAUGGACGGUCUAACCUCGACACGUCAUAUCCGCGAAUACGAAAGCACGCAUGGAUUAAGUAGAGUGAGAAUCGUAGCAUUAACAUGUUUUGGAACGGAAGAACAUAGGAGGGAUGCGGCGAUGAGUGGUGUGGAUUUGUUCUUGACUAAACCGAUUCAUUUGAAAUCUUUGAAGCCGGUUGUGGAUUUGGAUCCAGAGGGUGUGAAGGGUGGGGUGAUGGGGGAGAGUAGUUUUAAUGCAAUUCCUCUCUGCGAGCAGACUGGAAUGUCGAGAGCUCACCGGGAGUUCCGGGCGCGAACGGAUACUGCUUCCGGAGCGGUUUAUAUCCAUCCUACACCAUCUGCAAAAGAUAAUAUACCAGGAUACAUAGCUUUAUUACAACAAAAGCCACCUCCAGAUUCCCGUCCUACUUCGUCUUCUUCUAAAGAUGCAAAAUCGAGAACGGCCGCUUCCUUACUUCUCGCAUGGCUUCCCGAAUCAUCUCUCGGGGAUGCCCUGAAUACAUAUGUGAAAGUAGAUCUUUCAGAAGGUGAUUCUCCACCAAGACAAUCAUAUCUCGUACCGCCUCCUCCGACCACCACUACCCAUUCCGGCUCCAUCGGACAUUAUGCCUUUGCGAUACCCGUCUCGCAGAUCUACAGUCUUCUCGUACGUCCACCGAGUUUAGGAUGGUGGUUCGGAAGUGUGGUUAUAAAUUCUCGAGCGGGAGAUUCUUUUCCUGCGCUAUUUUUUCACGAUUCGGAAUGCCAGUCUACUAUUUUACAGAAGAAGAAGAGGACGCGGGAAUCGUUUGAUCCAUUUGGGGCAAAUGGGGAGAUGUUUUGGGGUGGCGAUGAAGUAUUGAGAUGGCUGAGACGAUAUGUGGAAAUUGAGAGAAGUGGUGCUGAACCGAAUAUUUACUUGGUGGAACCGUCGGCUGAAGAUAAAGAAGCGUUUGGAGACAAACCAGUUACAUCUGCGCCGGUGAGGAGCCCGACGAGCAGUGGCGCUCGAGUUGGUGGUGCUGCUGGUGCAAGCUCGAGUACAUAUAGAAGUGCGCAGAGAGAUGCGGGGAUGGAUCCAGUUACAAAGUUUGUCAAGGAAGCGGGGUGGAAUCUCAUGGAGAAGUUUAGCAAGGUUACAACAUUUACGAGGAGGACGGCCGAUUCGAUUGUCGAAAACCCGAAAAUCCCUCCACAGGUUAGGAGAUUCAUGAAGAAUCCGGAAGUUCAAACCAUACAAGAGGAGUUUGAUAGUGCGAGGAUAUACUUGGCGCGAUGGGCUAUGGGUAUUGCAGAACAGAGUGAGAGGGAUAGAAAUCAAAGGAUAUGGACGGCCAGGGAUGUUUUAGAGAUGGAGGAAACAGAUGUCGGCGAUUUUGAGUUGUUGGAAACUGAGAUGGGUUCUUUAACUAUGAAAGAACAGAGAAAAACAGUCACAUUGAGGGAAUGGAACAAGUUUUUUGAUCAGAGGUCCGGCAGAUUAUCAGUCACAGUCGAUGAGGUCAAAGAAAGGAUAUUUCACGGCGGACUAGAUCCAGAUGAUGGAGUUAGAAAGGAGGCUUGGUUAUUCUUACUUGGCGUUUACGAGUGGGAUUCUUCAGCAGACGAAAGAAAAGCCGUGAUAGCAGCCUUACGGGAUGAAUAUGUCAAAUUAAAGGAUAUGCUUCUCACUUAUAACGAAUAUAAUCGUGAUCUCGGAUAUGUACAAGGCAUGUCAGAUCUUCUCGCUCCAAUAUAUGCCGUCAUGCAAGACGAUGCUAUCGCUUUCUGGGGCUUCCAACACUUCAUGGAACGCAUGGAACGUAACUUUCUUCGCGAUCAAUCUGGCAUGCGUUCUCAACUUCUUACACUCGAUCACCUUGUUCAACUUAUGGAUCCUAAACUUUAUCUUCAUCUUCGAAGUGCAGAUAGUACCAAUUUCUUUUUCUUCUUCCGCAUGUUACUCGUUUGGUAUAAACGUGAAUUUGCAUGGUUAGAUGUUUUACAUCUUUGGGAGGUUUUAUGGACGGAUUAUUUGAGCUCAGGGUUUCAUCUAUUUAUUGCUUUGGCAAUUUUAGAGAAACAUAGGGAUGUUAUUAUGACGCAUUUGCAACAUUUUGAUGAAGUAUUAAAAUAUGUCAAUGAACUAUCAAAUCAAAUAGAUUUGGAAUCUACGCUUGUUCGCGCCGAGGCAUUAUUUCGUCGCUUUCAAAGAACAGUCGAGGCCAUUGAUAGGAAGUCGAGUUUUCCAAAACCAUCAAUUAGACACCGUGGUACACAAAGUACAUCUCAAGUCUCGGAGCCCUCUAAUUCUUCCGGUGCAACUAGUGGUGCGGAUACAGGAAGUGGACAAAUUGAAGGUGCGAGGAGAGAUAAGGGAAAGAAACCGAAUGGAGAAUUGGAGGUGUCGGAAAAACCAAAGGUUAUUAGUAAGGAAUUGAGGGAUUUGUUAAGUAGGAAGGUGGUGGUUUUACCGAGGAAGUUGGUUAGGAGGGAAGGGGAGGGGUUGGCGAAGGUACAGAAAUAA